Messenger RNA from Babesia bovis T2Bo, 442 nucleotides. RefSeq lists its product as uncharacterized. The transcript is spliced from 2 exons. Bases 3 to 431 code for a protein of 142 amino acids. NCBI's taxonomy places the organism in Eukaryota, Apicomplexa, Aconoidasida, Piroplasmida, Babesiidae. The record is from RefSeq and is a predicted model, not a curated record.
CCAUGAUGUUAAGACUUUGUGGGUUACAUCUUGGAUCACGGCAACACGGUUGGCGUUUUGAGCGGCUGCGUCCAACAUUCCGACGCUGGUUGCGUAUAGUACACCCUCCUCAAUUACGCUCGCCACUGGUUAAGCUGGACCCCGAGAGUAACAAGCUAAUAUACAUAUGUAACGGGCGUGUAUCACGCCGAUUUAUCGAGCCCUUUGAGCGUUCAGGUCGCCAUUACAUCCGGAAGGGUGAGACCCUAGAGACACCAGUGCUAGCCUUUGUCAAGGGUGGCUCCCACGUGUUGUUAGAGACGUUAUCUAUGGACGAGGUCGAGCGCCUUGAAAAGCUGAUUCCCGACAUUCGCCGUGCAUUUGACGAAUGCGAAUCUAAAUGCGAUGAUACUUCCGGAAACGAGCACCGGGCCAUAGACCUCACUGGGUAAUAUUAUCUAUA